Sclerotinia borealis F-4128 is the source of this 1314-nucleotide messenger RNA. The record is from the annotation of a GenBank genome assembly. Lineage: Eukaryota; Fungi; Ascomycota; Leotiomycetes; Helotiales; Sclerotiniaceae.
AUGAAGUUCACAGCCUCGAUCAGCAUCGCAGCCCUUGCGUUGCUUAUCCAGACAACCACAGCUCACACUUGGGCAGAUGAACUCAGAGUCAUCGCACGAAACGGAACCUUCACUUCAACUGGCUACCCGCGUGGCUUCGUUCCUCGGACAGACAAAGGCAACCCCGACGAUAACCUCUACGAACUUCAAAACAUCAUCCCUAAUGAUGCGCCGAUCUGUGGCCCAAAACAACUGAAGGGAGCAGCGGUGAACCCUCUGUUCCCAACUUUGAGCGCUGCUCCAGGAGACUUUGUUGCCAUCAGAUACCAAGAGAAUGGACAUGUUACUGAACCCACCCAAUCAGCCAAGGACGGUUUGGGUAAGGGAUUUGGCAGCGGUCUCGUGUACGUUUACGGAACAGCAGACAGCAAAGCAACCGACAUGUACAACUCCAUUCACAAGGUAUGGAACAAAGAUGGAACUGGUGGAGACAAGCGAGGAAAGCUUCUUGCCGUUCAGUACUUCGAUGACAUGGAAUGCUUCCUCGCCGGCAACACCAACGGCGAUCUCUUUGUGGACCCCCCCACCAACAAAACAACCCUCGCUAUGGCAAGACAAGCAGCCUAUUAUCAUGAAACGGACGGACUCAUGGGGGUGAAUCUCUGGUGCCAGACCGACUUCCAAAUCCCAGCAGAAGCACAAGCAAACAAAGACUACAGCAUCUACUGGGUUUGGGACUGGCCCACCAUGGAUCAAACCACUGGCAAACAAACCCUCAAUCAAAGCUACACCGCCUGUGCUGAUAUUGCCAUCGCUGGCUCUGUCAACACAGAGCCCAUCGCGUAUGUUGCACCUCAAGAUCUCAACAACGCUGCGCAAUGGAGUCAAAUGGUCAAUCCUUUUGUCGUCGAUCCCACCGCCGCUCAAAAACCAUGGUCUCUUCGCGUCACCACCGAACUCUUUGCUACUCCAACUCCCAAUGGUAUAGCUGCUUCCACUGGAAUUGGCGCCAGCUCACCGGUCGGAACAACAGCUCAUGUGCAACCAACCACCGCAUCCUCCUCCAUCACUCAACAAACCUCCAUCACUCAACAAAGUCCUUCCACCACCCAGCAAGCAGCGACCACCACUUAUCCUGCCACUCAACAGGGCUUCACCACUGUCACCGUCUACGUCACUCUCACCUCAGGCGUAGCGGAACCAACCAGUGUUGCAACCGCUGCGCAAGCAGGUGUGGGAGCUCCAUCUGGUGUGGCAUCAGCAAGCGGCUCCAAGAUCUCUGUUGAACCUUUCAUGAAGCGCUCGAUCCAAAUUCGAGGACGCAACGUCGAUUGA